Aaosphaeria arxii CBS 175.79 is the source of this 1389-nucleotide messenger RNA. Its product is annotated as mitochondrial porin-like protein. Gene Ontology annotation, cellular component: mitochondrial outer membrane. Gene Ontology annotation, molecular function: voltage-gated monoatomic anion channel activity. The coding region runs from base 87 to 983 and encodes 298 amino acids. NCBI's taxonomy places the organism in Eukaryota, Fungi, Ascomycota, Dothideomycetes, Pleosporales. Gene Ontology annotation, biological process: monoatomic anion transmembrane transport. The record is from RefSeq and is a predicted model, not a curated record. The transcript has 6 exons.
CUCCACACUUAUUAUAUCCCCCACCUCUCUCUCUUCCUCCCAGAAACAACUCUUCUUCUUCUCUCAUCACACACACUCCCACCAACAUGUCUGCCAUCCCCAUCCCCGCAGAGAAGCUCGUCUUCAAGGCUCCCCCGCCUGCCUUCUCUGACAUCGCCAAGUCCUCCAACGACCUCAUCAACAAGGACUUCUACCACGCCGCCGCUGCCGCCCUCGAGGUCAAGCUCAAGGCUCCUAACGGUGUCAACUUCACUGCCAAGGGAACGUCUUCCCACGAUGGCCCCGUCUCUUCCUCUCUCGAGGGAAAGAAGUCGCUCUCCAACGGCAUCAGCAUCACCCAGUCGUGGAACACCGCCAACCUCUUGAACACCAAGGUUGAGCUCAACGAUACCUUCACCAACGGCCUCAAGACCGAGCUCCUCUCCAACUUCUCCCCCGAGAAGGGCAACAAGGGCCAGAAGCUCAACUUCCACUUCAAGCAGGCCAACUUCCACGGCCGUGUCUUCGGUGACUACAACCCCAGCGGUGCCGUCAGCGCCAUCGCCGAUGCCGUCCUCAGCCACGAGGGCUUCGUCGUCGGUGGUGAGGUCGGUUAUGACGUCCAGAAGGCCGCCAUCACCAAGUACUCUGCCGCCCUCGGCUACACUGGCCUGACCUACAACGCCGCCGUCACUGCCACCAACUCCCUCAGCAUCUUCGCUGCCUCCUACUACCAGAAGGUCAACCCCGCCGUCGAGGCCGGCGCCAAGGCUACCUACGACACCAAGCAGGGCUCCGCCGUCGGUCUUGAGCUUGCCGCCAAGUACAAGAUUGACACUGCUUCCUUCGCCAAGGCCAAGAUCAACAACCUCGGCAUUGCCUCCCUCGCCUACAACACCCGCGUCAACAGCGGCCUCACCUUCGGCAUCGGUGGAUCCUUUGAUACCCAGAAGCUCAACGAGUCCGGCCACAAGCUCGGAACCAGCUUCACCUUCGAGGGUUAAGCGUGGACGCGAAACCCCAAGAUCCAGCUCGCCCGUUGUCCCCCUCCUCCUCCUCCUCCUCCUCCUCCAACCUUCUCUGUCAUUGUAUGUAUAGAAAAGUAGAUUACUUGGUACCGAGCGUGGGUGCGAUGAGAGAAUGAAUAAAUAAAAGAGUUUUCGAAAAUGAAGAAGAUGAUCCAAUUCAUAAAAAGCAGAGGAGUUGAAAUCCAAUGUUUUUACAAUGUUUUCACACUUUCUGUUUGGGAAAUGGAGUAUGCAAGGUUGUACUUGUCUCUGCGUCUCUAUGUCUAUUACCUUGAUGUCAUGAUUGUAUGUACAACAAACGUCUGCGUCUUCCCCCUAACAUGAUAUCUGUCUACCCGUGCAAUGUGAGUGUAAUAGCCCUAGAACUCUUUUGAAGAAAAUG